AUGCGCCCUCCCGGACGCCUCGGGGUCCCCUCGGCGUCCCCGGCGCUGCUGCUGCUGCUGCCACUGCUCGUGCUGCUGCUUGGGGCGCCGCGCGGCGUGGGCGCAGGGACUGGGGUGGGCGCGCCGGCCGAGCUGCGGGUCCGCGUGCGGCUGCCCGACGGCCAGGUGACGGAGGAGAGCCUCCAGGCGGACAGCGACGCCGACAGCAUUGGCCUGGAGCUGCGCAAGCCCGACGGUACCCUGGUUUCCUUCACUGCCGACUUCAAGAAGGAUGUGAAGAUCUUCCGGGCCCUCAUCCUGGGGGAGCUGGAGAAGGGACAGAGCCAGUUCCAGGCUCUCUGCUUUGUCACCCGGCUGCACCACAAUGAGAUUAUCCCCAGUGAGGCCAUGGCCAAGCUGAGGCAGAAAAACCCCCGGGCCGUGCGGCAGGCCGAAGAGGUGCGGGGCCUAGAGCAACUGCACAUGGACAUAGCUGUCAACUUCAGCCAAGGGGGCCUGCUGAGCCCCCACCUCCGGAACGUGUGUGCUGAGGCUGCAGAUGCCAUCUACACCCGCCAGGAGGAUGUCCGCUUCUGGCUGGAGCACGGUGUGGACAGCUCUGUGUUCGAGGCUCUGCCCAAGCCCCCAGAGCAGGCAGUGUUGCCCCGCUGUGGACAGGCAGGGGAUCGCGGACAGCCCUGUACCUGCCGCUACAACCUGAGCCUGGCCUGGUACCCCUGCAUGCUCAAAUACUGCCACAGCCGCGACCGGCCCGCACCCUACAAAUGUGGCAUCCGCAGCUGCCAGAAGAGCUACAGCUUCGACUUCUACGUGCCCCAGCGGCAGCUGUGUCUCUGGGAUGAGGACCCCUAG
Elephantulus edwardii (Cape elephant shrew) is the source of this 852-nucleotide messenger RNA. It is a transcript of the gene OAF, whose product is annotated as OAF homolog (Drosophila). The record is from RefSeq and is a predicted model, not a curated record. Lineage: Eukaryota; Metazoa; Chordata; Mammalia; Macroscelidea; Macroscelididae. The transcript is spliced from 4 exons. The coding region runs from base 1 to 852 and encodes 283 amino acids.